CACGCGUUAUAUUUUAUUCAUCGUCUCUCUUAAAUUUCAGAGGUUUGAUUUUAUUUUCAUCAACGUUCAAAUUCCCGCCUGUCUCUACCUCUCUCAUUUUGUUUUUUUUCUCUCGCCAUCUUUUGCCUUUUGAGUUUUGACCAUAACCAUUCUCAUCCCUCCAAAUCUAGCAAGCACUGUAGGUGUAUCCAGAAGCUAUUCUCAACGGGCAAAAGCAGACGCCAUUGCACUAACCUCGCUCCGAUCUCUUCAUCUUGCUCAGCUAAGCGGCCGAGGUGUUUGUCGGUUUCAUGCGAAUCAAAACCCUAGCGGGUUGACUUCACCGCUCAGCCAAGCAUGAACCGUUUCCACAUCUACGAAGCUAUUGGUCGCGGCAAGUCCUCGACUGUGUAUAAAGGGAGGAAGAAGAAGACGAUCGAGUACUACGCAAUUAAGAGCGUCGAUAAAUCGCAGAAGAGGAAGGUUCUUCACGAAGUUAAGAUUCUUCACUCUUUGGACCACUCAAACGUGCUAAAGUUUGACUCCUGGUAUGAGACUUCCGCUCAUUUGUGGUUAGUUUUGGAGUAUUGCGUUGGAGGAGAUCUCAGGGCAUUAUUACAACAGGAUAGUCAGCUACCGGAAGACUCAGUUCAGGAUUUUGCAUAUGAUUUGGUCAUAGCCUUGCAGUAUUUACACUCAAAGGGUGUUAUCUAUUGUGAUCUAAAACCUUCAAACAUCCUCUUAGAUGAAAAUGGACGCGUGAAGCUCUGCGACUUUGGAUUGGCAAAGAAGUUAAGUGAUAUAUCUAAAACACACUCUUCGUCAACAGAAGCGAAAUGUGGAACGCCCUGUUACAUGGCUCCUGAGCUAUUCGAGGAUGCAGGAGUCCAUUCCUAUGCUUCUGAUUUCUGGGCCCUUGGUUGUGUGCUAUAUGAGUGCUAUGCAGGGAGACCUCCUUUUGUGGGAAGAGAGUUCACCCAGCUAGUGAAGUCCAUUGUCUCAGAUCCAACUCCACCACUUCCUGGCAAUCCAAGUAGGCCCUUUGCGAACUUGGUUAACUCUCUCUUGGUCAAGGAUCCUGCUGAAAGAAUUCAGUGGUGUGAGCUCUGUGGGCAUGCUUUUUGGAAAGGCAAAAUUCCUCUGGUGUCAUUACCACCACAACCUGCUUUUGAUAGCAUGAUUGCGUUUUAUGCUAGGCCAUGCCUGUCAGAACAUAAUGGAGACAGAGCUCUUCAAAACAAAACCCCCAUUAAAGGUCGUGAAAGAGAUGCAAGAGUGACUCCAAGAAAAGACGAGAAUUCACAGUCGGGAUUAAGAGGUGUUGAGACCCCAGUCAAGGGAACACCUGGCAGCAAAAGACCUCAAGCAAAGGCCUCCGGUAGAGCAGUUGACGAGAAGCAGAAAGAUAAUUCUUCUGCUAAUAGACGCAUUAAUCUGUUACGGUUAUCAAGAGUAGCAAAGACAAAUUUGCAGAGGGAGAAUGAGAAGGAAAACUACAGGAGGCCCUUGGCUAAUGCCUCUGAGAAUGAUUCAGAGAUUAAGAUGGAGAACACGGAUAUGGAGCUUGAUUUCAAUGAGAACACAGAAGAUGACACACAAGAUGAACCCGAAGGGAGUGACAAUUCAACUGGUGCACCUGGAAGGGUUGAUAACCAUGUUCAGCCAAUGGACAUUUCUCCGGUAACCAACACCCCUACUUUAGACGAGCCAGGAACAAAUGAUUUAGAAUCACCAUCAGAGCCUGUUGACGUGGGGGGUGAUACUCCAGUCAGUGCCAGUCCUCAGCCUAAACACCAGAGAAUUAAAGAAGGGUUGGGAUUAGCACCUGAGUUCGAUUCCUCAAAGUCUUCUAACAACAUCUCAGAUGUUCUUUGGCAUCCAUCUGAUCUUUCAGUGAGACCUGUGAUGCCCAGCAGAAAAGGGGAUAAGACAUCUGAGGCACCUCCUUCUCUACCUUUUGAGCCUUUGCAACCAACUGAAUUGUUGAAGAUGACCAAGGAGCAGCUUGAUUCAGUCAAUGCAAAAAUUGUAUCAAUAUUUAAUGGCAACACCAGUGUUGGGGAGAAGCAGAAUGCAAUCAGAUACCUUGAGAUGUUGAGCAGCAAUGCUGAGAUAGCUAACAUCUUCACUAAUGGAGCAGUGAUGCUCAUACUCGUCAAAAUGCUUCGCUUGUCCAAGGCUUCAGCAUUACGGGUGCAACUUGCAUCAUUAAUUGGCUUGUUGAUACGCCAUGCUACGUUUAUUGAAGAUGAUCUGGCUAAUUCUGGUAUAUUAAGUUCCCUUACAGACGGCCUAAGGGACAGGCAGGAAAAAGUAAGGAGAUUCUGUAUGGCUGCUUUAGGGGAGUUACUGUUUUACAUAGCCACCCAGAAUGAUCAAUCUAGGGACAACAAUCCACCUGAAUCUCUAGCAAAAGACACCAGUAAAUCAGUUCCUGGCUGGCAGGUUCCGAACUCACUCAUCUCAAUGGUAUCCUCAGUCCUGCGUAAAGGAGAGGAUGAUAUAACUCAGCUUUAUGCCCUGAGAACAAUAGAAAAUGUAUGCAGUCAAGGGAGUCAUUGGGCUGCACGAUUUACCAGCCAAGACGUGAUCAGUAACCUAUGCUACAUAUACCGUGCACCAGGAAAAAUGGAGAGCAUGAGGAUGACUGCCGGUUCAUGUCUGGCUAGACUCGCCCGGUUCAAUCCUUCUAGCAUCCAGUCAGUCAUGGAGAAACUAUCCUUCAAGGAGGCAGCAGCUUCAAUUAUCAAAGGCAAUGCUCGUGAGCAGCAGAUAAGUCUGAACCUCCUAAACAUGGCCAUGCUCGGAAGUCAUUUGUUCACAAACAUUGGAAGACAUCUUCUGUCUCUCGCUGAAGAUAAGAAUCUCGUGCCCUCUCUCAUUUCUCUUGCCGAACAGGGUAGUGAAAUCUUGAAAGGGAAGACACUUGUUCUCAUUGCACUUCUCUGCAAGAAUGGCAGGAGAUGGCUGUCACACUUCUUCUGCAACGAGAGGUUACUGUCUUCUGUGGACAGGCUAGCAAAAGAGAAAGAUGGCUUCCUCCAGCAAUGCCUUGAUGCAUUUUUGCUUGUUUUGUCAUCAAUUGUACCUAGUUUGUUGGAUACCAUUACCGGAGAUAUCCAGCAAAUGAUAGGAGGAAGGCGGCAUGGACAGAUAACUGGCACUCCAAGCCGGGUUGCUUCUAAGACCAGUGUACACUUCUUCCCUUUCGUCCUUCGCCUUCUUGGAAGCUUGUCGUUGAAGCUUAGGGUGGUGAAUAGCCAUGUGCUGCAACAGUUGGCCAUCCUCUUAAAACUCAUGGAGACACCAUUUCAGGGAAGAGAUGACUUCCAAAUCACGCUUCUUCAGGUUCUUGAAUCCAUUGUGGAGGAAUCUCCCCUUAUCUUAGCAAACCCUCAAAUCUUCAUCGACGCGAUCCUCCCCAGCCUGGCUACUCUCUACAAGGGCAACAGAGACGGCCACGCCAGAUUCCUCUGCCUGAAAAUCCUCUUCCACGUAAUGGUCAUCAUCUUAAACGAACCAUCCCAAGGCGACCAACUCUCCAAAGCUCUGCACACCAUAGCCAAUGUCCAUUUCCUACCACUCUACCCCACUCUCGUCGAAGACGAAGACCCAAUCCCGAUCUUCUCACAGAAGCUCCUCGUCAUGCUCAUCGACUUCAACUUCAUCAAGAUCUCCGACAUCCUACACGUCAAAACAGUCUCCCAAUGCUUCGAGUUCCUGCUCGGAGACCUCUCCACCGCAAACGUCAGCAACGUCAAGCUCUGUCUAGCCCUGGCAUCCGCCCCCGAAAUGGAAUCCAAGCUGCUCUCCCAGCUGAAAGUAGUCCGAAGAAUCGGCAAUCUCCUGGAGUUCGUCCAUGCCAAAGACAUGGAAGAUUUCCUCGAGCCAACUCUCGGCCUCUGCAGAGCCUUCCUCCUCCGAUCACUCACCGCCGAAAAGGGGUCCGCGUUCAGAACCCAACCGUCGCUGCUAACCGCCGGUGGGUUUUCUGCGGGCGGAUGCGUGGACGGAAUACGAGACGUGAUGGACUUCGGCAGCAACGUCGGUCUGUGGUUGGAACUCAGUUCCGGCUCGUCGACGGAGCCAAACGUCGCCGAGUUAGCUUCCGAGUGUGUUGUCUUGUUGCUGAAGGCGGCUCCAAGGGAAGCCACCACUGGGUUUCUAACCAACCUGCCGAAGGUCAGCACCAUCCUCGAGUCAUGGCGCAGAGGGGUUCCACGCCUGAUUUUGCUCCGGACUCUGCAUGCGCUUUGCUAUUCUUGCCGGCAGUACUUGUCUCAUGCAAUGAUACUGUCGAUAUCAAUCGCCGAGGUCUCGAGGGUACAAGGGAUAGUUACAGAGAUCAAGAGUUCCGCCGGCGGUGAUCUAUCCGACGCCGCUUCCCUGGUUGGGUUAGAGUUGCAGCGGCUGCCUCGCCACCUUUGAUGUACUGAAGGUCUAAUUUUUUUACCGUUCUACUACUUCAUAAUAUGAUCUUCUUCUUUUAUUGAACUUGUUUCUGUUUCAUUUUUCUUCCAGAAUCCAGAUACAGUAUUAUUGGCGAAGGGUUCAAUCAUUGGUGUAUUAUAUCUGCAGAUCCAGGUUAGUUCCGACUGUUGGGAAAUAGUGACGCUUUGGCCUCUUUCUGUAUGAUAAUUGUUUUCCCCUGUAUCAACUCGGAAAGCAAUGCAAUUUAUUUAUUACCUUUUUUGCUUAAAAAGACUUUGCUUUUUGCAGUGCUUUAUAUCUUUUCUUGCUUUAUACAGUCUUUGUUUGAGUUCUUUUGUCUUUUGGAAUUGAUUCGACUUAGUAGUACCUCCAUUAAUGCAUACAUAACAUCUACAUUUACUGGAGUCCCUCUUUUGAGAUCUCUCGUGAACUAAUAUUCAUUUCCCCACAGCAUUGAAUCACUUUUGAGGUAGAAAGCCUUUUGCUUAUAUGCUGAGGGGUUGACUUCCACAUAGGGCUGGGAAAAUGAAAAUUAUGUCUGAAC
Messenger RNA from Linum trigynum, 4954 nucleotides. The record is from the annotation of a GenBank genome assembly. Lineage: Eukaryota; Viridiplantae; Streptophyta; Magnoliopsida; Malpighiales; Linaceae.